Messenger RNA from Suncus etruscus (white-toothed pygmy shrew), 4105 nucleotides. It is a transcript of the gene LARGE1, whose product is annotated as LARGE xylosyl- and glucuronyltransferase 1. Gene Ontology annotation, biological process: protein O-linked glycosylation via mannose. Gene Ontology annotation, molecular function: glucuronosyltransferase activity; xylosyltransferase activity. The record is from RefSeq and is a predicted model, not a curated record. NCBI's taxonomy places the organism in Eukaryota, Metazoa, Chordata, Mammalia, Eulipotyphla, Soricidae. The coding region runs from base 507 to 2777 and encodes 756 amino acids. The transcript has 15 exons.
GGCCCUCCGAUCGUCUCUGUCUCUGCCCCCGGAGGAGUCUUCGGGGCGCCCGGAGCUUUAGGGGCGCGCGGCCGGCCGCGCUCCUCGCUGCCUUAGCCCCGGGGGCCGGGGGCCGGCAGGCCCUGUCUGCUCUGAAAGGGGCGAAGGAGUGGGGAUCCGGCCCCCGCAUCGCACUCCGGAGGACCCCCAGGCGGACCCCUUCCUGCCCAUGCGGGGCGCCCCAUCUUCGGAAGAGUCCCCCGGGCAGCUGGCAGCUCCCCGCAGCCGCACCCGAGGAAGAAGAGGCGCGAGGCACCGCGCUCAGCUCCGGCUCCGGACACCCCGAUCGGUCCCCGGGUCUGCUGCGCUGGGCUCGGGGCCUCCUCGGACCCCGACCCGGACUCCCUCCACGGUGCCCCUCUGCCCGGUAGCUGUCACGGCCCAGGAAGUAUUAUGAGGAAGGCCGAGGACUUGGUGCAUCGGGCAGAGACACGGCGCUGCGAUUAGGGAUUGCCACUUCCGAGAGGAUGCUGGGAUUCUGCAGAGGGAGACGGAAAUUCUUGGCUGCCUCGUUGACGCUUCUCUGCAUCCCAGCCAUCACCUGGGUUUACCUGUUUGCUGGAAGCUUCGAAGAUGGGAAGCCCGUGUCUCUGUCGCCGCUGGACUCGCAGGCACACAGCCCCAGGUAUGCAGCGUCCAGCCAGCAGGAGCGGGAGAGCCUGGAGGUGCGAGUGCGGGAGGUGGAAGAGGAGAACCGGGCCUUGCGCCACCAGCUCAGCCUGGCCCAGGGCCGCCAGCCUGCACCCCGCAGGGGCAACCACUCCAAGACCUACUCAGUGGAGGAGGGCACGGGUGACAGCGAGAACCUGCGAGCGGGCAUCGUGGCAGGCAACAGCUCUGAGUGUGGGCAGCAGCCAGUGGUGGAGAAGUGCGAGACCAUCCAUGUGGCCAUCGUAUGUGCAGGAUACAACGCCAGCCGGGACGUCGUCACCUUGGUCAAGUCUGUCCUGUUUCACAGGCGGAACCCUCUGCACUUCCACCUCAUCGCAGACUCCAUUGCAGAGCAGAUCCUGGCCACGCUCUUCCAGACCUGGAUGGUGCCCGCCGUGCGUGUUGACUUUUACAACGCGGAUGAGCUCAAGUCGGAAGUGUCCUGGAUCCCCAACAAACAUUAUUCUGGGAUUUAUGGUCUGAUGAAGCUUGUCCUGACCAAGACUCUCCCUGCUAACCUGGAGCGGGUCAUUGUGUUGGACACGGAUAUCACCUUCGCUACAGACAUUGCUGAGCUCUGGGCUGUGUUCCACAAGUUCAAAGGCCAGCAGGUCCUGGGCCUGGUGGAGAACCAGAGUGACUGGUACCUGGGCAACUUAUGGAAAAACCACCGCCCCUGGCCAGCCCUCGGACGGGGCUACAACACAGGAGUGAUCCUUCUGCUUCUGGAUAAGCUGCGGAAGAUGAAAUGGGAGCAGAUGUGGAGGCUGACGGCAGAGAGAGAACUGAUGGGUAUGCUAUCUACGUCUUUGGCCGACCAGGAUAUCUUCAAUGCUGUCAUCAAGCAGAACCCCUUCCUGGUGUACCAGCUCCCCUGUUUCUGGAAUGUGCAGCUAUCAGACCACACCCGCUCCGAGCAGUGCUACAGGGAUGUGUCUGACCUCAAGGUCAUUCACUGGAAUUCCCCCAAGAAGCUUCGGGUGAAGAACAAACAUGUGGAGUUUUUCCGAAACCUCUACCUGACCUUCCUGGAGUAUGACGGGAACUUGCUGAGGCGAGAGCUCUUUGGAUGCCCCAGCGAAGCUGAUGUCAACAGUGAAAAUCUCCAGAAGCAGCUGUCAGAGCUGGAUGAGGACGACCUGUGCUAUGAGUUCCGACGCGAGCGUUUCACCGUGCACCGCACCCACCUGUACUUCUUGCACUAUGAGUCCGAGCCGACCGCCGACCCCACAGAUGUCACACUGGUGGCCCAGCUCUCCAUGGACAGGCUACAGAUGCUCGAGGCCAUCUGCAAGCACUGGGAGGGCCCCAUCAGCCUGGCACUCUACCUGUCGGACGCCGAGGCCCAGCAGUUCCUCCGCUACGCACAGGGCUCCGAGGUGCUCAUGAGCCGCCAUAACGUGGCCUACCACAUUGUGUACAAGGAGGGUCAGUUCUACCCUGUAAACCUGCUGCGCAACGUGGCCAUGAAGCAUGUGGCCACGUCCUACGUGUUCCUGUCCGACAUCGACUUCCUGCCCAUGUACGGACUCUAUGAGAACCUCAGGAAGUCGGUCGUCCAGCUGGACCUGGCCAACACCAAGAAGGCGAUGAUCGUGCCGGCCUUCGAGACGCUGCGCUACCGCCUCUCAUUCCCCAAGUCGAAAGCGGAGCUGCUGUCCAUGCUGGACAUGGGGACACUUUUCACCUUCAGGUACCAUGUAUGGAUGAAAGGCCACGCACCCACCAACUUUGCCAAGUGGCGGACUGCCACCACGCCUUACCGGGUGCAGUGGGAAGCCGAUUUUGAGCCCUACGUCGUGGUGAGGCGGGACUGCCCCGAGUAUGACCGGAGGUUCGUGGGCUUUGGCUGGAACAAGGUGGCUCACAUCAUGGAACUGGACGCGCAGGAAUAUGAGUUCACCGUGCUCCCCAACGCUUACAUGAUCCACAUGCCUCAUGCCCCCAGCUUUGACAUCACCAAGUUCCGGUCUAACAAGCAAUACCGCAUCUGUCUCAAAACCCUGAAGGAGGAGUUUCAACAAGACAUGUCUCGCCGUUAUGGCUUUGCUGCCCUCAAAUAUCUCACCGCGGAGAACAAUAGUUAGCACCAAGACGGGCCACCCUUCGGGGGAGAGACGUUCUAUAAGAGGAGAGCCACUGGCUGUUUGGGGCCCUGCCUUCAAACUCAAAGUCGAGCAGCACUUUUUAUUUUGUUCAUUUGUUUUUAUUUGUCUCUUUGACCCCACCAAGCUGCUCUCACGACAGAGAUGUGGGUCAAGGCCCCCUCUUGCUCCCCUAUGCACCAGGACUGGGCACUGUCCGAGUUUGGAAAAUCAGUUCAUCUACACGAUUCUCAAAUCUGGGACACAGUGGGGUGAGCAAGCAAAGGGGGUGUCUCCUCCCAUGAAACCAUAUACAAGAAGGUCUGUAGGGUGGUCUCAUUGCUUUUUUUAAGAGAAAAAAGUCAGGAUGCUGGGGGUUACCCAUCCCAGGAAAUAAAAGCAAACAUGUCUCUUCUUCCAGAGGAAAUGCACUUCUUUGCCCAGCAGUCCAGCUGGCUAUCGAAGAGGAGGGCAAACCAAUGAUCAGAAUCAACCAUUUGGAAAAAUCCACUGGGGGACAACAUUGUAUUGGAGGGCUCUGGAGGUGCUGUUGGUUGGUUCUAAGCCUCAAGGUCAUUCUCAUUUUGAUUUGUUUUUCUGUGGGGAUGAUAGGCAGAAGGGAGGGGGAUUUUUUGGUUUGAUGUCUUACAUUUGUGUUGGGGAAUUUCCAAACCAGAAAAUCUGAUUUUUUAAGAUUCAACUGCCUCAACCAACAGUGGUCAGGCACAAUGGACCAACAUCUCCAGCCAGUGUUUUUUCAGGCAGCUUCCUACAGGAGAAUCCAAGGGUCACCCCUGGCACUGAAUUCCCUCCUCUCUACAAUCCCGGGGCUCUAGAGAGCCCACAAAAACCAUUUGGCAAGGGUCCCAUCUCUCCAGGCAGUUCACAGGUCUUGGAAGGAGCUGUCUUGGUGCAGACUGACCUUUCAGACCUUUUGAAGAACUUGAAUCAUCCACUUGCACCCCAUUGCUGAAGAUGCCUCCUGAAAAGUAGAUGGGAUUCACGACAAGAAGGGACAAGGUCACCACUCCUGAUUUUCUUGGGGAACCCCUCCAAGGGUCAGUCAGCGACAUUGCCAUGAUGCUGAUGGAAUUGACACUAACCUUGUCCCCUUUUCCUUGGAUCUUCACUCUUCAUGUCAUGUUUACAUGGGUGAGAACUAGAGCCUGUGACCUGCGCUCAGCUGGGCUGUUGAGAUUGAGUGGUGAUGCGACCAGCGAACACUGCGUUCAGUCCAGACCGUCCCUCCCUCUCCCUCCCACUCCUGUGAGAAGCUGCCGAGACACUCGUCCAUGUACAGAGCAAACUCGAUAAACAACAAGUUUACACUC